This is a messenger RNA of Dermatophagoides farinae (American house dust mite), 961 nucleotides long. The record is from RefSeq and is a predicted model, not a curated record. NCBI's taxonomy places the organism in Eukaryota, Metazoa, Arthropoda, Arachnida, Sarcoptiformes, Pyroglyphidae.
UUUUGGGCUGAAAACCUAUUUUUUCUUUUCUCUUCAUACACUCUUAACUGUAAGAAUCUUCAUUUUAUUAUCACACUAUCCAAGUGUUAGUGACAAAAGAUCUUAACAUGGAUGAUUAUUUCGAAUCACCUGAAUCUGAUGAUAAUGAUGAUGAUGAACAACAAGGUUUAAUGGAUGGUGAUGAUUCAUAUUAUGAAGAACAACAAAUAGAUACAAUAUUGAAACAACGACGUCGAUCAUUGCAGAUUCUGAAUCAGCAUUUCAAAGAUAUUGAAGAUUAUUAUGAACAUCAUGAUAACCAUGAUAACGAAGAAUUGGAAUUCUAUACAUAUGAUACAGCGCCACGAGAGAAUCGUAUACAAAUAUUCUGGAAUAUUUAUCAACAAUGGUCACAGUGUUUACCAGGCGGCGGUGUUGAACGUAUGCUUUGCAUUAUGAUGGCCACAUUUCUUGUGUUGAUGAUUGUAUCGAUUCAAUUAUGUUUACGUAUGGAUUGGUAUUUAGAUUGGAUAUGGUCAACAAGUUGUUUACGUUUUCCAUGGCGAUAUUUAUGGUGGUGGAAUAAUGAUCCUAAUUGUUUAUGUGAACCACCAAAUCAUGGUGAAAAAAUUAGUUUCGAUUGUUAUGUAUUGUUCUUGAUUCUUGGCUGGUUGUCAUCAAUGUUUUUGGCCAUAUUUACAAUGGCCAUUCAUUUUGUUUAUUGGUGUUGGUGGCGGCGAUGUUUUGGUCGACGACGACAUUCAUCAUCGUCGUCUCAAUCACAUUGACAACAAUCAAUGAAUAAUCAUCAUCAUCAACAACGACAAACAUAUGAUGAAUUGAAUUGAUCAAGAAUUUAAAAAAAAAGUCGAACAUUAGUAUCUCCAAUAACGAAGACGCCAUCUAUCGAACUGAAUAAUUCUCAAAAAAAAAAUUUAAUUUUUUUGCAAUUUCAUUUAAUUUAUAUCAAAUCCAAUAAUUG